This is a messenger RNA of Suillus subalutaceus, 603 nucleotides long. RefSeq lists its product as uncharacterized. The transcript has 4 exons. The coding region runs from base 1 to 603 and encodes 200 amino acids. Lineage: Eukaryota; Fungi; Basidiomycota; Agaricomycetes; Boletales; Suillaceae. The record is from RefSeq and is a predicted model, not a curated record.
AUGUCUUCAGAUCCAGAUUUUGAUGAUCUCAAUGGUUAUCAAGCUGAUACCAGUAUCAAUACCAAUGAUUCCAAUGACACCCGCUCUAGUACACCUGUCAUGACUCUGUCAGACGACCUGCUUUCCAAUCCUGCAUGUUGGCCUACUCACCAUGCUGACAGGAUUCGCGCACGUCUGUUGUCACUAAUGGAAUUACUGAUUGUACCUACAACUACACCUUCGAAAGAAGAUCCGAGCAGUGUCAUGGAGCCUGAAAGCAAAAUCGAAGAACCACCACCUGUUCCUCCUCCUCCUCCUCAAGAAGAUCCCAGCAGCAUCACGGAACCGGAAAGCGAGCCCGAGGAACCACCGAUCAAGAAUCUUCCCCCGAUCAAGCAUCCUCCCCCCAAAGACGAUCCCAGCAGCGUCAUGGAACCAGAAAGCGAGCCCGAGGAACCACCAAUCAAGACUCCAAUCAAGGGCGCAACUACCACUCCCAAAAAGAAGAGCUUCUUUGACACUCCGAGUCCCCCAGGACCUGACUCGUUGUAUUGGAAGUUAGGAACAGAUCAGAGUUUUGACACAGUUCGCAAAAUCAAGGCGGAGUUGCGUGACCUCCAUUAA